Molecule: messenger RNA, 348 nt
Organism: Symbiodinium necroappetens
Lineage: Eukaryota; Dinophyceae; Suessiales; Symbiodiniaceae
Source: the annotation of a GenBank genome assembly
AUGGUCUGCGCGGGCGUGACCGGAGAUGUCGAAAGCAUCAUCCGGUUCCUGCACCGGAUUGCAGCAAUCCUGGAUACGUCUAGACCAGAUUCCUUUGGAUUGCUUCACGGUGCCUGGACAAAUGGCACGCAGGUGGAGGUGGAGCAGUUGCACCGACAGCUCAUGGAGGCUGCGCAGGUUUACAAUGACCGGCGCAGGGCAGCAGGAAGCUUGCCACUUCAUGCAGCUUGUGUUCUUUGGCGCACGGCAGCGACACAGUAUUGGUUGCAGUGCGAUGGCAUUGUUCUGUUCCAGCCUGGCAGUGCGGCGGAUCCAUACAGGGCUUAUGGUGCAGCUCCCAUCCUCUGA